UCACAGGGAAGCUUGGAAAAGCUCCGCGAUGCCCGAAAAAAGAGGAAAGCAGCUGGGUCCCGAUUUGGCCGACCAGCCGCGGCUGAAAAUUAAAAUCUACCCGAGGCUGGAAGGUGAUUCAGCCCGCGGCGGGGCGUUACGUGCUGCCCCGACGGAGCUGUCGCGCUCGCUCCGUCCCUGUCCAGCCCGCGUAGGAGAGCCCCGUCCUCCCGCCGGCCGAGAUCUCCGCCUAAAUGCAAGCCAUGGCCGAGAGUGACCCUCUGGAGAGCCUGCGGAAAGAGGCGUCCUGCUCCAUCUGCCUGGAUUAUUUCAGCGACCCCGUGUCCAUCAACUGCGGCCACAGCUUCUGCAGGGACUGCAUCACCCGCUGCUCCGGCAAAUCCGAGCGGAAAUUCGCCUGCCCCCAGUGCCGAGGAGCGGCCCAAAAGCGGAAAUUCAGGCCCAACCGGGAGCUGAGGAACCUGGCGGAGAUCGCCAAGAAGCUGAGCUGCCGCCCGGACCGCCCGGCCGGAGAGGAAAACGUCUGCGAGAAGCACCAGGAGCCGCUGAAGCUCUUCUGCCACGAGGACCAGAUGGCCAUCUGCGUGGUGUGCGACCGCUCGCGAGCCCACCGCGCUCACACCGUCAGCCCCAUCGAGGAGGCCGCCCAGCACUGCCAAGAACAAAUCCAAAACAAACUGAAGAGCCUCAAGGAUGAGAGAGAGAGACUCCAAGGCUUAAAACUGACUGGGGAGAAGAGAAGCCAAGAGUAUCUGCAACAGACGAGAGUCGAGAGGUGGAAAAUCGCAUCAGCCUUUAAGCAGCUGCAGCAGUUCCAGGACGAACAGGAGCGCCUGCUCCUGCUGUGGCUGGAGGACGCGGAGAAGCAGGUCGUGCAGACUCAGGCUGAGAGCGACGGGAGGCUCGCUGUGGAGAUCUCCCACCUGGACCACCUCAUCCAGGAGCUGCAAGGCAUAAACCCGCUGCCAGAGAACAAAUCCCUGCAGGAUGCCAGGAGUGCCUUGAACAGGUGUGAAGUAAUGAGUUUCCAGCAAUUGGUGGAGAAGUUUCCAAGAGCAGAGAAGCGACUCAAGGAUUUGUCUCAGAAAAACAUUGUGCUGAAGGAAGCUCUGAGGAAAUUCAAAGAGAGUCUUCCCGUUGAACUGGACGUGCAAUGGGCAAACGUGACUCUGGAUCCAGAAACAGCAAACCCUCACCUCGUCCUCUCGGAGGACCGGAGGAGCGUGGUGUGGGAAGAAACGCCGCAGAACCUGCCCAACAACCCCCAGCGAUUUGACACCUACUGCUCCGUGCUGGGCCACGAGGGCUUCACGGCAGGGAGGCAUUACUGGGAAGUGCAUCUGGGCAGCCGGGGAUUUUGGGCUGUGGGGGUGGCCAGAGACUCAGCCUGGAGAAAGGGCUGGAUUAGCCUGGCCCCUUCCCAGGGGAUCUGGGCUGUUGGCAUCUGCGGAGACAAGUUCCAAGCUUUCACCUCCUUCGACGCAGUCCAGCCUCUAAACGGAAGGCCGAGGACUAUCCGGGUCUCUCUGGAUUACGAGAAGGGACACGUGGCCUUCUUUGACGCUGAUAAUGAGACCUUGGCUUUCGCUUUUUCCUCGGCCUCUUUUAACGGAGAGAAAAUCCUGCCCUUCUUCUGGGUUUGGGAGUCCAGGAUCCAGCUGACUCCCUGAGGCCGCCUGGCCCGCAACCAUGGACCUUCUGCACUUUGGACAAACCUUCACUUUGAUCCUGGAAGCCACUGUAGAUAUCGGUGCUCUACAGACAGUAGAGAAUGAAGUGGGGCAAGGACCACCUGGUUUGAAUCUUCCUCUCACGUGGUUUUGGAGAAGAUUGAGAAGGGAUCGUUUUCUGGGCCAUUCUCUGGAUAUUUUUUUUUUUUUUUAAUAUUAGGAAACUCUCCAAAAGUCUUACUAGGAUAUAUCAUCCUGGGAUUAGCAGGAAAAUGAAGCCUUUUUUUCAUUUUUUCACUUUUUCACUUUUUUUCAUUGCUGACUGAUCUGUGCUACUCUUCUCCCAUGAUUUCCAGUCUGCCUUACCUUGAACAGCUGAUAUUCAACACUGGUGUUUCUUCUGGGCUGAAGAAGGUGGCUCUCUGGCUGCCGGCUUAGCUAUUGGAAAGGAAAAAUAGAUACUCCCGAGUUAUCUCGGGCCCCAGCUGCCUGCAAAUAACUGACAGCACCCAGGGAUGACCAGGAGGAGCUAGGCAAUGUUGGCUGCAACUGGUGAGGCCAGAAAUGAGCACGAGAUCAGCCAGAAAAAAAAAAAAAAAGUUUAUUUUCCCCAGUGCAGCAUGAAGUCAGCAAAAAGGUGGAUCUUCACACCAGAUACCGUGUGACCGUGAGUCC
Molecule: messenger RNA, 2345 nt
Organism: Rhea pennata
Lineage: Eukaryota; Metazoa; Chordata; Aves; Rheiformes; Rheidae
Product: zinc finger protein RFP-like
Exons: 8
Coding region: 234-1670 (478 amino acids)
Biological process (GO): protein ubiquitination
Cellular component (GO): cytoplasm
Molecular function (GO): ubiquitin protein ligase activity; zinc ion binding; protein binding
Source: RefSeq, a predicted model, not a curated record